Messenger RNA from Aspergillus caelatus, 1458 nucleotides. RefSeq names its product NmrA family NAD(P)-binding protein. The record is from RefSeq and is a predicted model, not a curated record. Bases 165 to 1220 code for a protein of 351 amino acids. The transcript has 2 exons. Lineage: Eukaryota; Fungi; Ascomycota; Eurotiomycetes; Eurotiales; Aspergillaceae.
CCUUUUCUACCCCGCAUAUCCUCUCUUCCUUUAAACAACCGUCGGAGGGGUUUUCCAAAAGUCACUUUCGCAUACUACGGCACCUCCGUCUCUCCCCGCGCUUCUUCUCCCCUCUUUCCUUCUCGCCCCCCUCCCCUCCUUCUCCUUCCUCAGUACCGCCCCGAAUGACACAACAGAAGACCAUUGCCGUCGUGAACGCGACGGGUCGACAGGCCGCUUCCCUCAUCCGCGUUGCUUCCGCCGUUGGCCAUCAUGUACGAGCUCAGAUUCAUUCACUCAAAGGUAUCAUUGCGGAGGAACUGAAGAGUCUACCAAAUGUCACCCUGUUCCAAGGUCCUUUGCUCGACAAUGUACCCCUGAUGGACGCCCUCUUUCAAGGAGCCAAUCUGGCCUUCAUCAAUACGACGUCACAAUCAGGCGAUGAGGUCGCAAUCGGACGUGCGCUCGCUGAUGCAGCCAAACGGGCGGGAACCAUUCAACACUACAUCUACAGCAGCAUGCCAGAUCACUCGGUUUACGGACCCUGGCUGCCCGUACCGCAAUGGGCGCCCAAGUUCACUGUCGAGAAUUACAUCCGGCAACUAGGACUUCCGGCAACCUUUGUCUACGCCGGAAUUUACAACAACAACUUCACCAGUCUACCCUACCCGCUUUUCCAGAUGGAACUCAUGCCCGAUGGGAGCUUCGAAUGGCACGCACCAUUCGACCCGGACACUCCGUUGCCAUGGUUGGAUGCGGAGCAUGAUGUUGGUCCGGCGCUGCUACAGAUUUUCAAGGAUGGCCCCAAGAAAUGGCACGGCCACCGAAUUGCCCUGACCUUUGAAACUCUUUCCCCCAACCAAGUGUGCGCAGCAUUCUCACGAGCCUUAAAUCGUCCGUGCCACUAUGUUCAUGUGCCUAAGGUCGAGGUCAAAGUGAAUAUCCCUCCUGGAUAUCGAGAACAGCUGGAGGCGAUUGAGGAAGUCUUUGGACAGUGCAAUGCGCCUUACUUCCCGCAGCCCGAAUUCUCCAGUCCCGCAGCAGGUUCCCCCAAGGGCUUGGGCCCGGCCAAUGGAAAAGGCGCCGGCGCUGGCAUGAUGCAGGGUCCCGGAGGGGUCGUAUCGCUGAGAGUCACCGACGAGGCUCGGCACCUGUGGGAGGGUUGGCGCGAUAUGGAAGAAUAUGCGCGCGAGGUCUUUCCGAUCGAAGAGGAGGCCAACGGAUUGGACUGGAUGCUGUAACUGGGAGAUUUUUUUUCUCUCGGUCAGAUACACUCCAACCGGUUUAGGGGGCAGUCGCACAGACAUCGCGGCUUUCUGACGCUAUCGGAGCACGCCACGAUUGGUCCGAUAUGCUUGCAGGCCCCCUUCGCUCUCCCCUCCUGUUUUACUCUUUCCCCUGUCACCCCUUGUUUUCUCUUUUAUUAAUAGCAUUAACGGCGAAUCGGCCCGGGUCUUAUCGUUGAAAAGUACCCUAAUG